Callorhinchus milii (elephant shark) is the source of this 2834-nucleotide messenger RNA. RefSeq names its product glucose-induced degradation protein 8 homolog. Gene Ontology annotation, cellular component: cytoplasm; nucleus. The transcript is spliced from 5 exons. NCBI's taxonomy places the organism in Eukaryota, Metazoa, Chordata, Chondrichthyes, Chimaeriformes, Callorhinchidae. Bases 150 to 836 code for a protein of 228 amino acids. Gene Ontology annotation, biological process: proteasome-mediated ubiquitin-dependent protein catabolic process; positive regulation of canonical Wnt signaling pathway. The record is from RefSeq and is a predicted model, not a curated record. Gene Ontology annotation, molecular function: protein binding.
GGAGAGGGAGGGAGGGCGAAAAGAAAAAAAAAAGGGCGGGCGGGCGAAAGCCAAAGGCUGUCCGUUGCCAGCACGUUGGAGUUGCGUCAAGUUUUAUCACGGAAGGAAAGAUCGCGAGCUUUUCUCGCUCGCUUUUCGGGUGAUUCAUAAUGAGUUAUGCAGAAAAACCUGAUGAAAUCACUAAAGAUGAAUGGAUGGAAAAACUCAACAAUUUACACAUCCAAAGAGCCGAUAUGAAUCGUCUAAUAAUGAACUAUCUAGUAACUGAAGGUUUUAAGGAAGCAGCAGAGAAAUUCAGAGUGGAAUCUGGGAUAGAGCCCAGUGUUGACUUAGACACCCUUGAUGAGCGUAUCAAAAUUCGCGAAGUGAUACUGAAUGGACAAAUCCAGGAGGCUAUUGCACUGAUCAAUAGUCUGCAUCCAGAGCUGCUAGAUACGAACCGCUAUCUUUACUUCCACCUUCAGCAACAACAUUUGAUUGAGCUGAUUCGCCAACGAGAGACUGAAGCAGCAUUAGAGUUUGCCCAGACUCAGCUUGCUGAGCAAGGGGAAGAAAGCCGAGAGUGUCUAACUGAGAUGGAACGUACACUGGCCCUUCUAGCUUUCGAUAAUCCAGAGGAUUCGCCAUUUGGGGAUCUACUAAAUAUGAUGCAGAGACAAAAGGUGUGGAGUGAAGUAAAUCAGGCUGUAUUGGAUUAUGAGAAUCGUGAAUCAACACCAAAACUAGCCAAACUGUUAAAACUUCUAUUAUGGGCCCAGAAUGAGUUGGAUCAAAAGAAAGUUAAAUAUCCUAAGAUGACAGAUCUCAGCAAGGGAACAAUUGAAGAGCCCAAGUAAAAGCUAUUUGAUGGGACUGAACAAGAGUAUGAAGUGUCUUGCUGUACAAUAUUUACUGGUUACAGUAUAUCAGACUGGACUGUAAUAAAUUCACUAAUAAAUGACAGAACAUGUGAAUGACUUUCUGGUUAAGAGUAAUCACAUUUAAGGCUGGGAUGAAGCCUGAAGCAUCACUAAUGUGUUACAUCAGGGAACCCUGCCAGAUGGCUGUGGAAGGGUCAAGGGAUUGCAACAUUCAACCCAGUCCUAAAUUAAUUUUGAUGGUAACAUAAUUUUCCCAACUUCACACAUUGCAUUGAAAAUACUGAAUAUUUGGUAUUUGCUUUUGGCUGCUGUACAAAGUUUCUAUUUGCAAUUUUAUUUGCUUCAUGUCUUACAGUUCUGAAUUGUAUGUUUACAUAUUUUCAAAGCAACUUUACUAAAAAAAACUUUGUUAAAUAAACUAAUGUUUAAUGGUCAUUCUCUACUAAUGUUGUCCAUCUUACAUCUGAGACUAACCUCACUUUUUACUGCUGGAAUCUUCUGGUUAAGUUAACUGUUAACUCCAGUUAAGUUAACUGGAGGCCUGUAGCUCAGUGGUUAGAGCACUCGCCUUGCAAGCGAGACACCUGGGUAAAAUUCCAGGCAGGGGAAUUGGGCAAGUUUCCUUACUCCACACGCCUAAUAAUAAUCCCUCCAAAAACAAAACAAUAAUAAAUUGGUCAUUCUCAAUCCACGACUGUUUGUGGGACACUGCUGUGUGCAAUUGGCUGUCGCCUUUCUCCCACAAAUAUACAGUCAAUUCAUUUUACAGUGUGUUCAAUUCACUUUCCAAUAUAUUCUGUAAAGCACUUCUAGAAGAUGUCUGUAAAGCACUUCUGUAAAGACGUCUGGAAGAUGUGAAAAGCGCUACAUCGAAUACAAGGAUUAUUAUAUACUCCAUUGACUUAAUAUUAUUUGGAGACAGUUAUUUGGAUGUAACAUGGAUACUUUAUUUAUAUAAAAAAAUGCAAUUAGUAGAAAAUAACCAUUUGCUUUAGAUUUUUGUCAGUCUCAUUAAACUUUUCCAUUUGUGCAGGAAAAAAAGGUUCACAUGCUUGUUAGUUAUCAUUAUCUAACUAAAAUCCACUAGCUUGUGUGUAGUUGUCUUGAAACUCAAGGUUUUGUAUAUUCUGUGGCAAUGGCUCACUCCGAUAUGAUUUGUGUGUAUAAAUAUAUAGUAUAUAUAAAAUGCAGUACUUUGCUGGGAAACCAAUAGUAUAAUAGAAAUUUCCCUAUACAAAAAGUGCUUCAGUCACCUUGACAUUUAUCUAAUUCAUUUAAACACUUAAUUCAUUUUGUGUGUGAAUAACAUUUAUGUCCACUUCGGUGAAAUGUUUUGUUUUUAAAAAAAUAGUACAAUUCUCAUAUAAAUCUACCAGUUUGUAAGAGCGUCUCCGUGCAUCGUUUGGAAAGGUACAAAUGAGAGAUCAACAAUGACAGUUCUAUAGCUCAGGCAUGUAGAUUUUGAAUGGUAACGUUCCAGAGAAAAUAGUUUUAAAUACUUAAUUCAUUUUUCAUAACUUUAUAUUGUUGAUCACUUAGUUAAGAAAAUCCAAACGUAAUUUGUCAUGUAAAUAUUCCCGUUUUUAAAAAAAAAACAAAUGUUACUGAGGCAAAGAUGGAAUGAAUGCUGGUCCAAGAAUAAGAACAUUUGUAAAGAAAUAAAUGUGAACUUGAUUUUUUUUUUGUCCUUCCACCUCCACCCCGCUCCUCUUUCUUUUCAAGGUGUAGUGUUACAGUUUCAUGGUUUAGGGCCCCAGUCCAAAUUCUUGAAGUAAGUAGCUGCUCAGGGAUAUGGUAAGAAAAUUCUGCAUCCUGCACGUUCUUCAGAAAUGGCUGCGAUUCUACAUUGAAAUUCCAAUUGUGUUAACUGUAGUUGUAGCCUUCUUAAGAGGAGUCCUGGCUCAAACAAGUUUUCAGCAACUCAACUGAUGGCUGAUUAAUGCAAAUCUACAAAUUAAAUAUGCUCUAUGAAAA